UAUAAUGGAUGAUGUUGAAAUGUACUUGAUGUGGCAGUUGAAUGGACAGCAGCGGCAGGUACCCUCAUCUCUUCUGACUCUCUUUGCAAUCUCCCUUUCACUUCCGGAAACAUGGCCUCCGGGGUGGCGGUCUCUGAUGGCGUCAUCAAAGUGUCCAGUGACGUGGAAGUGUGUAAGUCCUCCACACCAGAGGAGGUGAGGAAGCACAAGAAGGCGGUAGGCUUCUGCCUUAGCAAGGACAAGAAGAACAUCAUCCCCGGAGGAGGGAGGAGAGCCUUGCCAGACGAUGUGGGCCAGACGACGGAUGACCGUGAUGCCACCUUUGUCAAGAUGCUGCCACACAACUACUGCCACUAUGCCCUCUAUGACACAACCCGUGAGACCAAGAACAGCAAGAAGGAGGACCCAGUGUUUAUCUUCUGUGCACUGGAGCCUGCACUACUUAAGAGCAAAAUGAUCUCAGUCAGCUCCAAGGACGCCAUCAAGAAGAAGCUGAUGGACAUCAAGCAUGAAUUACAAGCAAACUUGUUGUAUGAGGAGGUCAAGAACAGCUGCACCCUGUCAGAGAAGCUGGGAGCCAGUGUUGUCAUCUCCUUGGAGGGCAAGCCUUAUGCGAGCCCCCUGGAGCCCCCUGCAGCCCCCUGCCUGGAGUAUCUGGCAGCCCCAGACCCACCAACGGAGGUUGCAGGCUGCACCCUUCCUGCCAGACUGGAGGGGGUGUCGGAUCCCAGCAGGGGGAGGCAACCCAGCUUCCAGGAGGCAGCAGUGCUCAUCCUGCGUCCCGGUGCUGCCACCACCCACAGACACCGGUGUCAGCCCUGGCCGGGCCGAGGCCGGAGACUGGUCACCUCCUCGGGGAGCCAUUCCAGCAGCUCCUCUCCGGGUCCCAGCAAUAAACUCCUCUGA
Molecule: messenger RNA, 906 nt
Organism: Lynx canadensis (Canada lynx)
Lineage: Eukaryota; Metazoa; Chordata; Mammalia; Carnivora; Felidae
Product: cofilin-1-like
Biological process (GO): actin filament fragmentation; actin filament severing; cell motility
Cellular component (GO): actin cortical patch; actin cytoskeleton; lamellipodium
Molecular function (GO): actin filament binding
Source: RefSeq, a predicted model, not a curated record